Molecule: messenger RNA, 1150 nt
Organism: Gadus morhua (Atlantic cod)
Lineage: Eukaryota; Metazoa; Chordata; Actinopteri; Gadiformes; Gadidae
Product: deoxynucleoside triphosphate triphosphohydrolase SAMHD1-like
Exons: 8
Coding region: 538-1122 (194 amino acids)
Biological process (GO): regulation of innate immune response; defense response to virus; dGTP catabolic process
Cellular component (GO): nucleus
Molecular function (GO): dGTPase activity
Source: RefSeq, a predicted model, not a curated record
UCAGAAUUCACUGCACCACUUUGUGAUACAUUCUUUGAAAAUCUCCUUGGUGACCUAACCAUACUCAAUACACAGCCACAGCUGCCAGGGAUAUCUUCCUCUCUGGAUCAACCAAUCAAUGGAGAAACAAAGCAAGAACCUGUAAAAGUAAUCCUGCACUAUCAUGUCAAUGUAUUCAUCCUUUCCGUUCCUCAUCUCAGAGACUGCCAUCACCUGGGCAUCAAGAAUAACUUUGACCACGACCGCUUCAUCAAGUUCGCCAGGGUGUGUGAGGUGGACAAAGAAAAAGACGCAGAGGAGAAGCAAAUCCGUACCAGAGACAAGGGCAAGUUCGCCAGGGUGUGUGAUGUGGAAAAAGAAAAAGACGCAGAGGAGAAGCAAAUCUGUACCAGAGACAAGGACAAAAAAAAAGAAGCAGAGGGGAGUCAAAUCUGUACCAGAGACAAGGAAGUGGGCAAUGUGUAUGACUUCUUUCACACAAGAAACUGUCUCCACAGAAGAGCCUACCAGCACAAAGUAACAAACAUUGUUGAGACCAUGAUCACCGAGGCCUUACUAUUGGCGGACCGACACCUCCAAAUCGAGGGGUCAAAUAGGCAAAUGUCCACAGCUAUAGAUGACAUGGAGGCAUACACCAAGCUGACUGACAAUGUCUUCGAACAGAUCCUCUUUUCUACCUCAAUGGAGCUGGCUGGGGCCAGGGAGAUCCUAACAAACAUCCGGCACCGUCGCCUCUACAAGUGUGUGGGCCAGUUCUAUACAGAGAAUGAAAUCAACGAUACAGAGGAGGCAAUUGGUAUGCAGUUGGCAGGUGACGAGGACAUUAACCUGACCCCAAACGACCUCAUUGUCAAUGUUACCAAGAUGAACUAUGGCAUGGGGAAGAAGAAUCCCAUCGAUCACGUACGUUUUUACCGCAAGAGUGCACCCAACAGGGCCUUCAAGAUCCCCAGGGGCCAGGUGUCCACGCUCAUCCCAGGACACUUUCAGGAUUGGUUGAUCCAGGUCUACUGUAAGAGGACUGAUGAGGAGAGCCUGGGGACGGCCAGGGAGCGCUUUGAACGGUGGUGCAACGCUCAGAAUGAACAAGAAGAGCAGGAAGCCAAUGAAGGCCCAAACUAAACUUAAGUUUGGAAAGAACCAAAAAAAA